AUUUAUUAGGCAAGUCAUGAAAUUUUGAAAAUCAAGGGCAAAGUGGGGGAAGAAAGUUGAAUUUGAUUUGAUUUUUCGUGCAACGCUCGCAAAAAGCAAACGCAAAAACGAAGGCUUUUGCUUUUGCUAUUGCUAUUGCUACUGCUGUGUUUGUGAGAGGCAUCAAUGGAGGUAGAGGAUGAUGACUGGGACUUGACCGCAGAAGAACUCGAUUCUCUUGAACGCGACGCUUUCCAGAAAAUUGCUCAACUUCGCGACUCUUCUACCCCUCCUUCUUCUCAACAACUCAAUCUGCACCAACACCAACACCAACAACACCAUUUUCCAAAACCACCUUCUGCCAACCAUUCCCAACCCUUCCCACCAAACCCCAUUUCCGAUUCCCGUCCUCAAAGGGUGGACGCUUUGCCUCAAGGAGGUAGAGCAUUACACCCCUCAUUGAAACCAGGGACAAAAAAGGAUGAACCUUCUAAAGAACUGCCGAAGUUUUCUGUCAAAUUUUUUCUUCAUUCCAGUGGGCAUGUUGCAGCGAAAUUCCAAUAUGACCAGGUAAUAAUUUCUGCUUUUCGAAGAAUCCCUAAAGCUUCUUGGAAUGCAAAAGAAAGGUUAUGGAUGUUCCCACUUUCUUCCUUGUCAGACGCAGAGAAGGUUCUAGGAGAAAUAUCUAAUUAUAAAGUUCAGGUGGAGAACUUAGAUCCUUUAGUGCACCGUGCCAUUGUUUCUGCAUCCGCUGUUCCAGAUCUUCGAGAUCGUUACGACAAGAUCCCUAAUUACAUUGAAUCAAAGCUUUUACCAUUUCAGAGAGAAGGUGUAAGGUUUAUUCUACAACAUGGAGGACGUGCUCUUUUGGCAGAUGAAAUGGGACUAGGAAAAACUUUGCAGGCCAUUGCUGUAGCUUCAUGCAUUCAGGAGUCAUGGCCUGUUCUCAUAGUUGCACCAUCAUCAUUGCGCCUGCAAUGGGCUUCUAUGAUUCAACAAUGGCUGAAUCUUCCUUCUUCAGAUAUACUUAUCGUCUUACCUCAAAGUGGUGGAUCAAAUAGAGGAGGCUUCAAUAUAGUAUCCCCAAGUGCCAAAAGCAACAUUCGUUUGGAUGGACUCUUCAACAUUAUCUCAUAUGAUUUGGUGCCAAAGCUACAGAAUAUACUCACAACAUUGGACUUUAAGGUUGUGAUUGCAGAUGAAUCACACUAUCUGAAGAAUGCUCAGGCAAAGAGGACUACUGCAACUCUUCCAGUUAUAAAGAAAGCUCAAUACGCAAUAUUGCUUAGUGGAACUCCUGCUUUAUCUCGACCAAUAGAACUGUUCAAGCAGCUGGAAGCUUUGUAUCCUGGCGUAUAUAAGAAUGUUCAUGAAUAUGGUAACCGAUAUUGCAAGGGUGGAGUUUUUGGAGUUUAUCAAGGGGCAAGUAAUCAUGAAGAAUUACACAAUUUGAUGAAGGCAACAGUGAUGAUACGAAGGCUUAAAAAAGAUGUUCUUUCUCAACUUCCUGUAAAGCGUAGGCAACAAGUCUUCUUAGACUUAGCUGACAAGGACAUGAAGCAAAUUAACGCUUUAUUCCGUGAGUUAGAGGUGGUAAAAGCCAAAAUUAAGUCUGCCAAAUCAAAAGAUGAGGCUGAAUCUCUUAAGUUUACUCAAAAGAAUCUGAUUAACAAGGUUUGCAUGGAAGAAGUUCUGAACAUAAUCAUGACUUGUACAAUUUGUUUGGAAGCAGGUUGCAAGUUUCUUAUAUUUGCACAUCAUCAGCCAAUGAUAGAUGCAAUACAUGAGUUCCUUCUUAGGAAAAAAGUGGGUUGCAUCCGGAUUGAUGGAGGUACACCCGCUGCAUCAAGGCAACCAUUGGUUACAGAUUUCCAGGAAAAGGAUUCUAUCAAGGCAGCUGUGUUAUCCAUUAAAGCUGGAGGAGUUGGAUUAACUUUAACUGCUGCAAGCACAGUUAUCUUUGCAGAACUAUCCUGGACUCCAGGUGACCUAAUUCAGGCCGAAGAUCGUGCUCAUCGAAUUGGCCAGGUUUCUUCAGUAAAUAUAUACUACUUGCUGGCAAAUGAUACGGUUGAUGACAUCAUAUGGGAUGUGGUGCAAUCCAAACUGGAUAAUUUGGGGCAGAUGUUAGAUGGCCAUGAGAAUACCUUAGCUGUGUCAAAUAAUCAACCAUUGAGUAGCCCUGCAAAGCAUACUACUGUUGAGCAUAGCCCUUCAAAGCAGAGAACUCUUGACCAGUUUGUCAGAAGAUGUGAUAAUGUGGAUAGAUCAGAACAUCAGCCUGACCCAAAACGGCCCCGUCAGUCAUGACAUGUGAGAUACCCCAAGUGGAUUUCCAUUUUUGCAAAUAUGUGGCCGGUGGCAAGUUUCCCUGUAGUAUUAACCACAUGUGCUUACAUGGGGAAUUACACCUUUGAUGACACAAAUGCCUUUUGAAGCUGAAAUUCAUUGUACAACAAAUAAUAGAUUUUGAGUAGAACUGACUACACUAAACUAUGUUGCUUAUGCUGGAGAUAAUGGUUUGGUUAUGUGAAAUAUGUAUUGGAAGAAAAUGUUGGUAAAGUCACCCAUUAGAUUUUAGGUUUCCACUUUUUGUUCUUAACUUUUUGCUCCCCUAUGUUUCGUUUUAGUUUGGGGCUCUGUACAGUGUAGUACAUUAUCAUAUAUGAAUGAGACUUGUAAAUUUCUUUACUCCA
Arachis ipaensis is the source of this 2675-nucleotide messenger RNA. Lineage: Eukaryota; Viridiplantae; Streptophyta; Magnoliopsida; Fabales; Fabaceae. The record is from RefSeq and is a predicted model, not a curated record.